UCAGUAGGUUGGAAAGAAUUCUAACGAUUUUGAUUAUGGUUCUUUGAAGGCUCAGUUAAUAUGCUCUUUGGAUGAAGUAAGGAACAAGACUAGGUUUUCUAUAAAGAGUGAAAGGCUCACUUGGGUUAGAGAUUCAGAAAUUUCUACUGAUGCCAGCCUACUACCGUGUUACCAGCAGCAGUGUGUUGAAAGAAUGCCCUACAAUGACUCCACAGAAAAGCCACCAUUGUACAGAGAAGCUACAACAUUUCAAAAGGCUUGGAAAAGUAUAGAUGUAACUGCAGCAGAGGAAGUCAGAGCCCUACCUGAUAUUGUUGUUCCUGAGGAAACGAGGAGUAAUAUCUUGGAAUGCCUGUCAGAACACCGACGAGGCCGUCAUGAUGAAGCGCUAACCUCCAUGUAUCAUGAGCUUGCCUGCAUUGCUAGGGAGAUGGAACCCUUUGUUUUGGAGCCUGGAAAAUUACUUCUGGCAAAACUGAUGGAAUCUGAUAGAAAAAUUGAACUUCUGUUUAAAAAGAUUGAGUUUGACUCUACUCUGGAAGGUUUCUCAGUUGAAGGUUUGGAAGAACUGUGGAAUAUCAUCCAGCAGGAAUCCUUGACCAGAAGGAAGUGGAUUAGGGAAAUGGAUGAAUCCCUAAAAAAGGUUGAAAGGAGUCGAGCUGAUAAAAUGAUUAACAGAGCACUGUUGGCUAAUCAGAGGGCAAUUGCCAAGCUGUUCUUUAAUCUAAUGAAAUCAGAGAUGAAGACGGAAUUAUCACAUCAUUUGAAAUGGCAAGAUAGAGUCAAGGACUGGAAGUUCAUCCAAAAGAACUAUGUAGUUCACAGUUUCAGAGAAUUUAUGGCAAAUGAAGAAAUACAGAAUCCCGCAACUGUGAAAACAGAAAUGGAAAAUAUGAUAAUGGAUCAGAUUUUACUCAGUGAAAGAAGACUGGAGUUUUUGCAGCACCUUGGUGAUUUGUUGCCUCCAACACACACGAACACUGAGGUAAAUGAAUGGUACAGAUCUUUGGUGAAUUUAAACAAAAGUAUAGAUACCCACAAUGUGCAGUGUAUGAUGAAGAUACGCAUCCAGUAUGAGAUGGUCCAGCAAAAAUGUUUGGCAGAAGUGCAGUUAUGCAAGAAUAACCUGUUGAAUCUGAAUGUUUGCACAAAAAAAGAGGCUGAAGAACUUGUGAAUUCUGAGUUACUUCCGUUGACUGAGAAACUACAAAGUCAGUUUGAAGAAGAACUGGAGCAUAUGGAUAGAGACUUCGAGGAGCUGGCUAAACAGAAUGAGCAGAAUUGUAGAAACUUGUACAGCUAUUUUAAAGAGGCAAUGGAUCUCUGGGAUGUCCAUCAACUCAAACUGUCCCAGCAGGAAGGUGAACUUCAGAAGAAAUUAGAUGAAUGCAGAUGGAAACAGGAUAACUCAAUACAGGUGAUGGAAGCUAAUCUAGAUAUAAUUUUGGAUAAAAUGAGAACAGCGAGCUCUGAAGAAAAGCUGAAGGAAUAUUUGGAGAACACCCUUUCUUCUUUAGAUGACAUUAGAGCUAGGUAUGAGACAUUCAACCAAGUUCUAAUGGAUAAAGUAAUGGCUUACCCAGAAGCUAUUUUGUGGGAAUUGCUUUCUUACAGUAUAUCCAUCAGCCAAUAUUUUAAUGUAAAGGAAAUCUUCAAACAGAACUUGCAAGGAAAGACAGACUCCACAUUUCAAGAUCAAGAACUAGUUAAGGCUUCAGAAGCUGAACAUCUGGUGGAGCAGCAAGCUGAGAGCAUUGUGCAAGAAAAUGAAGGAGAGGAAAAGACGGAUGGUUGUCAACAAGAAAAUGAAGAAACAAACACAGCUGAGAAUGAGAAGAUCUUUGCACAGGAAACUGAAGAAACAGAGGAAAAAGAAGAUGGGAAGAGUACUCCUCAUGAAAGCGAAGAAACUGAACAUGCAGAACAGAGGGCUAUGUUCAACAGCGGCAAGGCAGAAAGCUCUGAAAUUGCUGUGGAGACCUUUUCCACUUCUAGUGAAAACUCUUACACAGUUCUUGCAGCUGAAAAGGCAGGAAAGACUGACAUCCCAGAGACUUAUUUUACAAAAUAUGAAAAAAAAGAACCACUUCCUAUGUACCUGAAAUAUGUACUUAUCAAAGAAACCAUGUUUGUAGAGCUGAAAAAACGGAUUCGCCUCUGCUUUUUUGAACACUUGGAGAAAUGGUUUGCAGAGUCCUUGCCCAACUCCUGUGCCUUUGUAGCUGCCAAGAAAGAGGAGCUGAAUUCAGAACUUCAGCUGCGUCUUCACUUGCAUCAGCGAAGGCAGGAAAAUAUAGAGACACAUAUCUACAAUGUUAGAGCUGUGGAACUGUUACUUCACAAAGAGCGUCUAGAGUGCCACUGUGCUGGGGUGGUGGAAGCUCUGAAAAACGAGAGAGCUGAAUUUCUCAAAUUUUGUGAUCAGCAAAAUAACAUCAGCAAAAACUUACAUUCGCGAAUCCGUGACAUAGAAUCUGUCUUCCUCAGUGCUCCUAUGACUGAGAAGUUAGUUUCUUUCAGCAACAGUCUGCACUCAGAGCUACAUAAUCAUCUGGAAGUGAUCCAGGUUUCCCUGAGGAGUUACCGGAACUAUUUGGAGGAAGCUUUAGGAAAAUUAAGGGAUUCAAAUGUGGAUUUUCUCAAAGCUUGCAGAUUAUUUUUGGAGGGAGGUAACUUUUCUCCUGAGGAGGUAAAGUAUUUCAGCAAGCGUCUUCAGGAAGAAAGUAAGCGUAUUGACUCUUUUGAAAGUUUAAUCAAGAGAGAUAUGGAGAAAAUGGAAUCAAGCUAUUUGGAGCAGGCUACUGAACUUAUCAACCAGUCUGAAACAAAGUUUCGUUAUCUCUUUAUGAAUCGAGUCUUUGUGGAGAAGAUCCAACGAUUUCUGACAAAUCUACAAGUGCAAAUCAAAUCAGAGGUAGCAAGUUCCAAUUUGCAGGCAGUGACAUUAAACUCUUAUCUAGAGAAGCUCCAUCAGAAGAUAGAUGCUUGUGCUCAUCCUACUGCAGAAAAAGAAGCUUUGACUUCUGAAGAGUUGUAUGAUUUUGCCAUAGUAGUGUUGAAAGAACUGAAAAAGAGGAGCCAGUAUCUCGACUGCUUGCUAGUAAAAGCUAGUAAAAGCCUGCAUGAUAGUGAGGACUUUACCCCUCUUGCAAUGGAUGUUACGUUACAAGGUCCAAUUGCUGUUGCCAUUCGAACAGAGUGUCUCAGAGAUGAGAAUAAAGUGAUGGUGAUGGGGCUGGAUCCUGUCAAAUUUCCUUUGUUAAAUCCAAGCAGAAUGGGAAAGUCUGCAGUUGAUGAUUUAUCAAUAAGCGUUAUCAAAAAUUUACUUGAAAUUCAGCCGUCCAGAAAAUCUUCAGGCCUAAAUCAGGAGAGAAAUGAUCACUCAGAUUCAUUAGGACCAGCAAUUCUUCCCACAUCAAAGAAGAAUGCUCACUUAAAUGUAUCUGAUGAAGGUCCUCAGAUCUCUGCUACUUACAGCCAUGCAGGUCGGACGACCAAGAAGUCAACUUUUAACAAAAAGUUGCCAAAAGGAAGGAAACAGAAAUACACCAGACCAGUCCUCAGUGACAAGAGAUUCCAGAUAUUUGGAGAGAAACCUCCAGAAUCUGAUACUUUUAAAGGGAUUAUUAUGAAUAUUCUCUGGACAGGUAAUAACAGCUUGCUCUGCCUUGCUGAGGAGUUCUACCAAAAAGAGAACCCUCAAAUCACAAUGCUUGAAGAUCUGCCAGAGACAUUUGAACAUUGUGCAGAAGUGCUCAGACAAAAUCUAUUGUCAUACCAAAGGCAGACAGAUGAUUACUACAAUUCCUGUCUUACAGAAUUUCAGGAUCAGUUGAAGUUGUUUGAGAAGGAGCUCCCUUAUGUCUCCCAGUUGGCAGUUGAUGGUCUUUUAAAAGAACAUGAGCAGAAGCUCAGCUAUUCCACUGGUCAGAUUCGGCACCUCUUCAAUAGACAGCUGGAAGACUGGGAGAAUGAGAAGACUGCGCACAAGAAUCAAUUACAUCCCUCCUUGGGACACCCAGACAACUUACUUCAGCUGGACACUUUGUGCCAAGAGGAAAUAAAAAGGCAAAAAGACCAAGCUGAUGGUAUUCGUCUCAAUACACAGAUGCUGCAGGACUGUGCUGUGGAGUGUGCUCAGAACUUUUUUUCUGCACUAGCUGCCUUGACUGAAAAGCUGCUUCUCGAAUUAGAUGAAAGUAUCACUAUUGAUGAUGUACAAGUAGCAAAAAUUGAAAUACCAAGACAGAAGACAUCCACUUUAAUCCGUCGUAAACAAGCUGGACUUCCUCUAGAAAUCUCUGAAGUUAAACAGUUAAUUGAACGUGGGAGCAGGACUUGGCCAGGAAUAUCCAUGACUACUCUUACAGACAAUUCAGACUAUAUUCUUUGCAGAGAAACUGCAUCAGUUACAACAGCUAAGACUACACUGGGCCACGUAGCAGCAGUAGAAGCAAGAGAUGCUGUGUAUAAGAAAUACAAAUGUAGACUUGAGCAGCAGUUUGCCCAGAUCAAGGAAGAAAGUACAGCUCAGCUGCUGACAAUUCAGCGUUGGGAAGAUUGGUGGAAACGAUCCAUCCAGAAGAUUAAGCAACUCUAUACAUGA
Haliaeetus leucocephalus (bald eagle) is the source of this 4606-nucleotide messenger RNA. It is a transcript of the gene CCDC180, whose product is annotated as coiled-coil domain containing 180. The coding region runs from base 194 to 4606 and encodes 1470 amino acids. The record is from RefSeq and is a predicted model, not a curated record. Lineage: Eukaryota; Metazoa; Chordata; Aves; Accipitriformes; Accipitridae. The transcript has 35 exons.